AUGGCGCAGGCCAAGCUGAAUGACUUUUUCACAUCCAAGAAGAGAACCGACUCUCCCCAGGCGGCAAAACGGCGUAAAAUUGAGAUCAGUUGCCCAGAUAAAAAAUAUAGUAGAAGUAAGCUGAAGUGUGAUGAUGCUGAAAGCCCAGGUUUGUUUGUGUCGGAUAGUAAAUCGCAACUGGAAGACGUCGUUCCAGUCACAUACACAACACAAGAAGAAGAGAGCUCAAGUUCUGUACUACCUAAUGUCACGUGUACCAUCUCUAAACGUACGAAAGAUUCCGUUUCUCGAGUUGCUGUCAGAAGAUCCGGCAGAAGUCAGAAUGACAAGCGCUCGAAGGAAUCGAUUUUUGCAGGAAAUAAAAAUAAAAGCAAGAAGACAAACACCUUGAAGUCAGAACCAGGGCAGGUCAAGUUGACAGAUUUACUGAAGAAGUCCGCACCGAACCUGUCGUCGGCAAACGACGAUGAUUCAGCAUCCAAGAGCUCAGUGUGUACAACUACAAGUAGCGGAGACAGUGGGGAGGACCUGCAGCUAGAUAUUACCAUAGAGGAAAGGACGGUAGUUGCCGAGGAAGUUACAUCAGUCUGGGAUAAUCAUGGCCAAAGAGAGGGAAACACCCCACGGAAGAGGAUUAUCACAAUAGAGGAAACAGCUUUGGAAGGAUCCCACCUUCCCAGACGAAAAAUGUCUAUUCGGAAACAAAGCCCUGCUGAAUCACAAGAUGUGGCCAGGUCAGAGGCUGCCAAGAAAAAACUAGUUCUGUCUCUGUCGCCCAACACAGCAGCUGGGCCGUCAAAGCAUGAAGAUGAUGAGGCAGAUGACACUGACAACGAAGUGGUUGCUGUCCUUACUGGCAAGUCACGCCUGCUAGCGCUGGUGUCAGAGAUCAUUGUACCCCUAGAUUCUGCUGUGUCACCACUGCCAGCGACACCAGAGCGUCCACAAGAGGUCUCCUCGUCCCCUGAGCCUGUGACGCCCAAACUGCAGAACUUAUCAGAAAAACUGAAAGUACUUUCUAAAAUGAAUGGCCAGGCUUUGAGAAAUCGGCUAAAGCAGAGCGGCAAACUGGGUGACCUUCAUGAGAGGCUAGGUCAGCUGGACAGAGCCAUCAAAGAGAAGAAGAGUCAGGCAGAAACAGCGGAGACACCUGCCAGGGCAGAGACUGACAAGUCAGAGACAGUCUUGCCAGCCCAUCAGAGAUUUGAGACCCUGGUAGAGGAGGGGCCGCCCUCGCUGUCGCUGCCCUACACUUACAGACUGUUGGAGAGCACUUUCCAGGCCAUGGACACGGUGGUCAGCAUGAUGCACAACCGAUCCGAGAUGUGCACCUUCAGCAAACUCAAAGCUGCCGUCCAGAACAUGACCAAGAAAAACUUUGAAGAAACAACGGUUGGUCAGAUAAAGACUAUUGUGCCGGAUGCCUACAUCUUCCGACAAGAAAACAACAUCCCAACAUUUGGUCACAAGACUAGCGGCUAUCAGCUGACAGUGGAGGCCAGUCUGGGAGAAGAUGCUGGAACCAAUGAGGCAGCCAAGACAUCUACAGGAAAGCCUACAUUUACAGCAUCUGCCUUGUUGAAACGUAAACUGCGCUUUAAAAACAACUUGCUGACGUACCUGAAACACAUCCACAAGGAAUUUUUAGCUUCUCUCAAAUACCCGCUGUCAGUACCUGACGACAAACUGACCCGAUGGCACCCACAUUUCCAACUGGACAAAGUUGCCCAGGUUGUUGCAGCUCCUUUGCCUCAACCACCAGAUGUCAAGGUAUACCACUCGGCCAAGGACGUGCUUGAAAAGCAACGGGGAAAAUUGAACCCACGGGUGGAGGCAGCUCUGUCCAAGAUUGUGUCCGAAAAGGAAGAUCGGACAAGUGACAAUAAUUCCCAAGGCCGUUCGGUGUCUUCCUCAUCUACACCAGCGUCAUCAUCUACCUCAUCAGAACAAAAUUCACCGUCCCUGAGAGGUAUCCCUCCAGCACUUCUUGCCAAGAUCCGUGCCAAGGAAGCCCAAAAGAUGGAGGAAGCACUGACCCGAAGUCCCGCUGAGGACAACAAGACCAGGAUCAUGAGCCACCUGCCAGAGAUCAUGCGCAUUCUCAGAACGUAUUUUAUCACAGAGAAGAAGCCUGCGGUUCCCCUAGAGGCUGCCUACAAAAAGUUGGAAGAGAGCUACCACACAGGGAUUUCACAUCGAGAGCUGGAGCAGCACGUUGAGAUGCUGAAGGAGCUGGCCCCAGAGCUGAUUACCGUCGUGGAGAUCAAGCGUGGCAAGUUCCUCAAGUUGGACAAAAAUGUGGACAUCCAGGCUAUUUCUAGCCGCAUUCUCAACCUGGUCACAUCCAGGAAAUAA
Messenger RNA from Candidula unifasciata, 2355 nucleotides. The record is from the annotation of a GenBank genome assembly. Lineage: Eukaryota; Metazoa; Mollusca; Gastropoda; Stylommatophora; Geomitridae.